GACCCACCGCAUCAAAGCGAUACAAGAACUAUUUAUAUAGCAAAUCGUUUUCCCCAACAUGGCCAUUAUGUUCCUCAGAAGUUUGCGGACAACAGAAUCAUAUCCUCCAAGUAUACAGUGUGGAAUUUUGUUCCAAAAAACUUGUUUGAGCAGUUCAGAAGAGUAGCCAACUUUUAUUUUCUCAUUAUAUUUUUGGUUCAGCUCAUGAUAGAUACCCCUACCAGUCCUAUUACCAGUGGAUUGCCAUUAUUCUUUGUCAUAACUGUGACAGCCAUAAAACAGGGUUAUGAAGACUGGCUGCGACAUAAAGCAGACAAUGAAGUAAACGGUGCUCCAGUUUAUGUUGUUCGAAGUGGUGGCCUUGUAAAAACUAGAUCUAAAAACAUUCGGGUGGGGGACAUUGUCAGAUCAUGCCAUGUUACUACUGCAAGUUUGGAUGGAGAGACCAACCUUAAGACACAUGUUGCAGUCCCAGAAACAGCAGUGUUACAGUCCGUUGCCAACCUGGACAAACUUGUAGCUGUUAUAGAAUGUCAGCAGCCAGAAGCAGAUCUGUACAGAUUUGUUGGAAGAAUAACUGUAAGUCAACAAACUGAAGAAAUCGUACGACCUCUUGGGCCUGAAAGUCUCUUACUUCGUGGAGCAAGAUUAAAAAACACUAAAGAAAUAUUUGGUGUUGCAGUGUAUACAGGUAUGGAGACAAAGAUGGCAUUAAAUUACAAGAGUAAAUCUCAGAAACGGUCAGCAGUAGAAAAGUCCAUGAAUUCCUUUUUGAUUAUUUAUCUAAUAAUCCUCCUCUUUGAAGCCAUUCUGAGCACUAUUUUAAAAUAUGCAUGGCAAGCUGAAGAAAAAUGGGAUGAGCCUUGGUAUAAUGAAAAAACGGAGCAUGAAAGAAACAGCAGUAAGAUUCUGAGAUUUAUUUCAGAUUUUCUUGCUUUUCUGGUACUUUACAAUUUUAUCAUACCUAUUUCACUUUAUGUGACUGUUGAGAUGCAAAAAUUUCUUGGAUCUUUUUUUAUUGGCUGGGAUCUUGACCUGUAUCACAAAGAAACAAACCAGAGAGCACAAGUAAAUACUUCAGACCUUAAUGAGGAAUUGGGACAGGUAGAGUAUGUGUUUACAGACAAAACUGGUACAUUAACUGAAAAUGAGAUGCAGUUUCGGGAGUGCUCCAUUAAUGGCGUAAAGUACCAAGAGGUCAACGGUAAACUAACUCCAGAGGGGUUUUCUGAAGAUUCUCCAGAUGGAAAUAGGCAUAGUUUGGUAAGACUUCCCCCCCGCUGCCCCUGCCUCCCCACCAUUAGGCAUCCUAGAUAGAAAGUGUUUUGUUUCAGAGAAUUAAUGAAAGAGGAAGAACUGUUCUUGAAAGCAGUUUGUCUUUGUCAUACAGUGCAGAUCAAUGCAGAUCAAACAGAUGGUGCUGAUGGUCCCUGGCAUGCCAAUGGAAUGGCAUCCCCCUUGGAGUAUUAUGCUUCUUCACCAGAUGAGAAAGCUUUAGUUGAAGCUGCAAGCCGGGUUGGAGUUGUAUUUACUGGAACUAGUGGGGACAGUAUGGAAGUAAAAAGUCUCGGAAAACCAGAGAGGUAUAAAUUGCUUCAUGUUUUGGAGUUUGAUCCAAAUCGCAGACGAAUGAGUGUCAUUGUAGAGAGUCCCUCAGGGGAAAAGCUUUUAUUCACAAAGGGAGCAGAAUCUUCUGUUCUUCCUCGUAGUAAGAGUGGAGAAAUAGACAAAACAAGGAUACAUGUGGAUGAAUUUGCGUUGAAAGGACUGAGAACUUUAUGCGUAGCCUACAGAAGAUUCACACCUGAGGAGUAUCAAGAAAUUAGCAAACGCCUUCAUGAGGCCAGGACUGCCUUACAACAACGGGAAGAAAGAUUAGCAGAUGUAUUCAACUUCAUAGAAAGGGAUCUGGAGUUACUUGGGGCUACGGGGGUAGAAGACAAACUGCAGGAAAAAGUCCAAGAAACUGUAGAAGCGCUCAGAUUGGCUGGUAUCAAAGUGUGGGUACUCACUGGAGAUAAGCACGAAACGGCUGUUAGUGUCAGUUUGUCAUGUGGACACUUUCAUAGAACCAUGAACAUCCUUGAGCUUGUGCAACACAAGUCAGACAGUACAUGUGCAGAACAACUGAGGCAGCUAGCCAAGAGAAUAAAGGAGGACCAUGUUAUCCAGCAUGGACUGGUUGUGGAUGGGACCAGCCUUUCUCUUGCACUCAGGGAACAUGAAAAACUGUUCAUGGAAGUUUGCAAAAACUGUUCUGCAGUGUUGUGCUGUCGCAUGGCACCCCUUCAGAAAGCAAAGGUAGUGCGACUGUUAAAAACAUCUCCAGAGAAACCUAUAACAUUAGCGAUCGGUGAUGGUGCUAAUGAUGUGAGCAUGAUACAAGAAGCACAUGUUGGCAUAGGAAUCAUGGGCAAGGAAGGAAGACAAGCUGUAAGAAACAGUGACUAUGCAAUAGCACGGUUCAAAUUCCUCUCCAAGUUGCUUUUUGUUCAUGGGCACUUUUACUAUAUUAGAAUAGCAACCCUUGUACAGUACUUUUUUUAUAAGAAUGUGUGCUUUAUUACACCACAAUUUUUAUAUCAGUUCUUCUGUUUGUUUUCACAACAAACGCUGUAUGACAGUGUAUACCUGACUUUGUACAAUAUUUGUUUCACUUCCCUGCCUGUCCUCAUAUACAGUCUUUUUGAACAGCAUGUGCAUCCGCAUGUACUACAGAGUAAGCCUGUGCUGUAUCGAGACAUCAGUAAAAAUGCCCAUCUGGGGUUCAAACCAUUUCUUUACUGGACCAUCUUGGGCUUCUUUCAUGCGUUUGUUUUCUUUUAUGGCUCGUAUCUUCUAAUGGGAGAAGACACUUCUCUGCUGGGAAAUGGCCAGAUGUUUGGGAACUGGACAUUUGGUACUUUGGUCUUCACCGUUAUGGUUAUAACUGUUACGAUGAAGAUGGCACUAGAAACUCACUUCUGGACAUGGAUAAACCAUUUUGUUACUUGGGGAUCCAUUGUAUUUUAUUUCAUAUUCUCCUUGUUUUAUGGGGGAAUUAUCUGGCCAUUUUUACAUACCCAGGACAUGUAUUUUGUGUUUGUUCAACUGUUGUCAAGUGGUUCUGCUUGGUUUGCCAUAAUCCUCAUAGUAGUUGCUUGUUUGUUCAUUGAUGUUGUGAAGAAAGUGCUGUACAGACACCUACAACCAACAAGUACUGAAAAAGCUCAGCUUACUGAGGCAGGUUCAGGUAUCAACUGCUUGGACUCCAUGUGCUGCUUCUCAGAUGGGGAAACAGCAUGCACAUCUGUUAGAAGAAUGCUGGAACGACUAAUGGGAAGAUGUAGUCCAACCCGGGUCAACAGAUCAUGGAGUUCAUCGGAUCCCUUCUAUGCCAACGACAGAAGCAUCUUGACUCUCUCCACAAUGGACUCGCCCACUUGUUAACAGGGACAUUUGUAAAUGCCUUGUGGAAGCCAUGUGGUGCUCACACACCUAUAGUAGGUUCUGAAGAGAGUUCAGUGCUACAUCCCUGCCCUAGAAAAGACUAGCAUGACUUCUAAAAACAAACUGUGGCUUGUCUUGUGGCCAGGUGUCUCGACAGUAAUUGCUUCCAGUAUUUUUUUCUAAUUAUAUCCACAGAUUGCUGAUUUUUUUUUUUUGAAGGAACGCAUUUACUCUGACAAUUUAAUCUUUUUU
Leptosomus discolor (cuckoo roller) is the source of this 3681-nucleotide messenger RNA. The record is from RefSeq and is a predicted model, not a curated record. NCBI's taxonomy places the organism in Eukaryota, Metazoa, Chordata, Aves, Leptosomiformes, Leptosomidae.